This is a messenger RNA of Scedosporium apiospermum, 975 nucleotides long. RefSeq lists its product as uncharacterized. Lineage: Eukaryota; Fungi; Ascomycota; Sordariomycetes; Microascales; Microascaceae. The transcript has 2 exons. The coding region runs from base 1 to 975 and encodes 324 amino acids. The record is from RefSeq and is a predicted model, not a curated record.
AUGAGCGAUACGUUGGAAAUUGUUCCCUUUGCAGACGCAGCGCGUGUCACGGCGGUUGACUCUCAUGUCUACUCCGCCGUCCUCGUCGAAGGUUACUGCAUUGGUUCAGUACCCAAUGGCGGCUACGUCGCCUCUUGCAUUCUGCGCACCGCGUCGGAAUACCUCGCAGCUCGGGGUCAGCCCGACGUAAUAUCUGCGCACUUCGAAUACAUCAACCGGACCGAAGUCGGCCCAGCCAUCCUCGUCAUCGAAGAUGUCAAGCUCGGUCGCGCCCUCUCCACUAUCCAAAUUACCCUGUACCAAAACGACUUGCAGACUUCGGCACCCUGGAUCACGUCGCAAUCCCGAAAGGAAGUCAUCGGUUUCCUCACGAACACGAAACUCUCCCUCGAGAAGGGCCUAAGCCUGCCCACCGGUUGGACCCUCGACCCUCCCACACCACCAGUAGACCUCGUGAAGAUGGCCCGCGGAGAGGAUCCCAAUUGGGCGCUGAGGCCGCAGUCGCCCAGCCCUCGAGCGAACUCCUACGCGCGGGCUCAAACGAACAUUGAAAUUUUCUCGCCGCGAAGGGGUCAACCAAGACGCGGGGUGGAAGAGUCGUGGAUUCGGCUGGUUUCCGGGGAGGGCUUCACGAAUGCGUCUCUGGGUUUUGUGGCGGACUGUUUCCCUUACGUUGUCGAGGCCUGGAGGCCGAAGAAGGACGAGGAACCUAUUCCGUUCCCGCACAACGAACUGUUCUGGUACCCCACGGUCACUCUAAAUCUCGACGUCAAAAAGGAGCUCAAGGAUGGGGAGAACGAAUGGGUUUACGUGAGGACGAGUGCCAAGUCUAUCCAGAAUGGGAGGUUCGACUUGGAUGUUGCCAUCAUGGAUAUGCACGGAGAUAUUGUUGCCAUUAGCACGCAUUUGUGUUUGAUUCUUUCGGCUGCGAGGAAUCUGGGUGCUCGCAGCGGCGCUAAUAAGGGCAAGAUAUAG